Messenger RNA from Rhagoletis pomonella (apple maggot), 3399 nucleotides. RefSeq lists its product as uncharacterized. The record is from RefSeq and is a predicted model, not a curated record. The transcript has a single exon. The annotation marks the transcript as partial. NCBI's taxonomy places the organism in Eukaryota, Metazoa, Arthropoda, Insecta, Diptera, Tephritidae.
GCAAAUGUCGACGCUGUGGAAACAAAGUCAGCGGAGUCGCGCGUGAGGAAUAAUGGACGUAGUGGCACCUAUGUGGAUGGACGUCGUAGCGGUGCGAGUAACAAUGUGGAUGGCAAUAAAAAUGGUAACAGCAACGCUAAUGAGAAUGGAAAUGGAAGUGGUAAGGCAAAUGGAAAUGGUAAAGGCAAGGGCAAUCGAAGUGGCAAUAGUGGCAGUAAAAAUGGCGACGCGGAUAACAACAGCGAACGCUCCCCGUCUACACGUAGUGGAUACGCUUAUCAAAAAGAGUCUAGUGAACGUGCGCGCGAUUUUAAACGUGGCCAACAACGCUAUCGCGAGGAAACAAAGCCAAAAAUUAGCUCGGCAGAGUCCAGAGAUGUGAGCAUUGAGAGUCGCGAGUUCACCAAAAAACCCUCACUGCUUGAGAAGCCAUUGCGGCAAGUCACUCCGGUGGAGGGUCGCGCCAAAUCACGCGCUGGCACUUCAAUCAAAGCUGAAUCAGACACAGACUCGAAUGAACCAAAACAGUCGACACGCUUUGCGGAAGCACGUUUACAAAGCACCACGCCAUACCACUCAGCGGGAACAUAUUCGACGGCACGUCGAUUGGAUACAACUCGUAGCACACCUUUCUACACGCCAACAGUGCCAACUGUGGCUAAGUCGAAGACCACCGAAGGUAAAGGAUUUUACAUCAAGGGUUCACCCGUUGCUGGUUCGAACAUUGUAGCCUCCACACCGAAUCCAAAUCGAUAUAAGUCCGGCACCGAUUCAUCGGCUACUACUAAGCGAAGACAAAGCACACAAGACACCACCACAACUUCAACGCCUAUCACAACGCUUCGUCCGCUUAUAAUUGGCAUGCGGAGUAAUCUGGGUUCAUCAGAUGAAAAAGACAAAGCUUCGGUUUCGUCAAAGAGCUCAAUCGAGGCGGAAUUGCCAGUGCAGCGCUCAAGAAAGCGUCCCGACUCAGUAGACCUUAUUACAACCUCAACAACGGCGGCGCCCACUGGACCCACAUACUUGCCGCGCAAUUCUGGCCGUCCGAUAGCUACGCAAAAUGCGGGUGGUGACGAUUUCCUUUCUGCACCCCAAACAAUCGCAAAUGACAAUGAUGCGGUCACACGCAAUGUCCAGGAAAUGAUCAAAACUAUUAAUAUGCUGAAAACGAAGUUCGAUGAUGCUGACCAAUCGAAAUUCCAAGGACAAGCACGCGAAGGUUUGGACAUACCGCCAUCCUCGGGACCUGAUGCAUUAGUCUCACUGGCCAAGUACUUCGCAGGUGAACAGAAUGCAGCAUCAAGCAACGCGGUGAGCACAUCAGCUGAGAAAAAGGCAGCCCCAGGUAAUGUCGCAAACGUGGAUGGCACAACAAAUGCCUCAGCUCAAACCAUUGGUGGAAUCGAAAAAGCAGCUGACACGACAACCGCAGCCACCCCAGUUGCAAGCACGAAAUCGGGUGAUAUAUUCGCCAGUCUACUAAGCGAACGUACUGUCAAUCAGUACUCGAAUCUUUUCGGCUUGCAGGGUGCCGAAGAUAGGCAUGGAACAGACGCCAGCCAUGGCGGUAAGAACUCUGCUAGCGGUGCGAAUGAUAAAUUCACAUUAUUCCCACAAAUAGGUACCACCGGUGCAACCAUUCGUGACCUAACAGAUGAGCCUGAUUCACGUAAAAUCGCACAUGUCUUUUCGGAAGCCAUCUCCAGCUACUUGGAAGACCCCAAAACAUUCCGUGCACAACUGGAAUCAGUGAGGCCAACCGAGCCUACAGUGGUUAGCGGCAAGCCAAAUUUUGAGCCCAUCACCAGCACCGAUAGAUCACUUUUCCACUCCGGCACCGCGGCCACCUAUCUGCCGACGCAGCCGCCAUCAGUUACCGAAACUCCGGCCACAGCUUCAAGCAUCGCCGCCGAAAUUAACAGCAAUUUCGAUUUUUCCACGACUUCGAAUGAUUUCUUCAGCACCACCGAUGCGCCCGAUACGACCACAUACCGUCCGCGCUCGGGUGAUGCGCGCGGCCAAAAAUUAAGGCAACAAUUUUCAGCCGACUUGGCGCCACCUUUUGGUGACUCGAGCGAACAUGACGAAUUCCUUCACAGCGAACAGACGCAGUCAUUCGUUAUGCAGCGCAAUAAUUUGAAGCUAAACAAUGGCAAACUCAACUCCGCCUUUGUCGAGACGGAACAUAGGCCAACUGAAAAUCCUUGGAAUCACAUCUCGCAGACCGACUUCCUCGAUCCGCUCACAAUCAAUGACGGGCUCAUGAAGGAAGCACGCACCACCACCACCACCGAUAGUUCAUUACGUUUCGGCAACAGGGAAACCACAACACUAGUCCCACCCACAACGCUGCGCGGCCACCUAAGUGCACUUGCAUCUGACGUACAACGCACAACACUGCGCAGCAGCGAACCAUACACCCGCUUGGGUUCCGCAGAAGAGACGACACGCCAUCCAACUGCCACGCAGCAAUCGGCCGAAUUCGAUUCAUGGCAAGAACUCUUCCACACAUACAAUCUGCCGCAGGAUUCAUUGCCCUCCAGUAGCGGUUUGCAACGGAUCGCCAACAAACUCUUCGGUGGCCUCAACGAAUCGGAGGCAUUGCACCUAAAGAAUGUGAUGCAACAGGCGGAACAUAACCGGCAGGUGCUUAGCCUGCUGCUGCUACUCAUACAGACGUGCGACGAUCAGAAUGGCAGAGCAUUGGAACGUUCACGCAAACAUUUGUUGAACGCGCUCAUCGAUAUGGACGGCAAAUUGUCGUCUGCCAAUGAGAAGGGUAAAACAGCACACAUCAAGGGUGACAAGACAGCGCCUGCGGUAACGUCGGCAGCGUCAGUCGCGUCAGCAGCCGCAUCGGCACCAUCACCACAUUCGGUGUUAACAACUACUACACGCACAGCGGAGACCACACUGCGGCAAACGGCCACAACAAAUACGCCGGUUGCCGCCAUCAGCACGACCACAGGAGGUGCUGCGUGGACGACGACGACAACAACAGCGCCGUCAGCCGUCACACAGUCAAACGGCAGCGCAGAGGAGACGACGAAGUUCGAGAUUCGCGUCGAGGAUCCGGAGGAGAGCACAGCCAGCAUAGCUGCGUCUAGCAACGGGGGCGGCGGCAGCGGCGGUAGUAGCACCAGCUCGAAUUCGGAUGAACGCGCCCUGGAGCUGCUCAAGUCAUUAUACUCAUUGGCCUCGAAAUUCACUAGCAGACGAUAAAGCAGGCGAGAAGGGGAGUAGUGCAUACAUAGUUGGUUGAAGCAUGGCUGCUGCACACUGCCACGGUGGGAAUUGAGGUCUGUCGCCAAUUGUCAGUCGCGUUUGAUGUCUACUCGCCGAACGAAUACUUCGCAAUAACUGCUGAAUCAAGCGAAAUACUCGUACUUUUUACUUUCA